AUCAAAUUAAAAGAACCAGGCUAAAUCCCUGACAGAGAUGAAAAUUAAAUCAGAGAAAAUUGAAGGCCCUUUAAGAAGCGGGUGGUAACCUCACUGGAGAAAAACUGCAAAGUUAGUGUAACAGCAGGAACAUGAAGCCAUCACUCUUGGUGUUUAUUGUGUAUCUGCUAUGGUUGGAAGGACGUCACUGCGCACCUACUUGGAAGGACAAAGCCGGUAUCCAUGGAAACCUGAAGGGUUUUCCUGAGGCUGGAGACAUAGAUGGAGAUGAAGAAGUGAAGAAGGCUUUGAUUGGCAUGAAGCAGAUGAAAAUCAUGAUGGAAAGAAGAGAGGAGGAACAUACCAAUCUAAUGAAAACCCUGAAGAAAUGCAAAGAAGAAAAGCAGGAAGCCCUGAAACUCAUGAAUGAAGUUCAGGAACAUCUGGAAGAAGAACAAAGUCUAUGCCAGGUGUCUUUGACAGAUUCCUGGGACGAAUGCAAGUCUUGCCUGGAGAGUAACUGCAUGAGAUUUUACACAACCUGCCAAUCUAGCUGGUCCUCUAUGAAAAAUACGGUCGAACAGUUUUUCAGGAAGAUGUAUCAAUACUUGUUUCCUUUCCAUGAAGAUCAUCAAAAAGAUCUCCCUGUCAGUGAAAAAUUCAUUGAGGAGGACGCACAAGUGGCCCAAAUAGAGAAUGUAUUCAGCCAGCUGACCGUGGAUGUGAGAUUUCUCUUUAACAGGAGUCUUAACGUCUUCAAACAGAUGCAGCAAGAAUUUGACCAGGCUUUUCAAUCAUAUUUCAUGUCAGAUACAAACUCCACGCAGCCUAGCUUUCUUCCGGUUUUAUCCAAAGAACCAGAGAAAAAAAUGGAUCCUGUGCAAAGUUGGGACAUUCCCAGCUUCUUCCAGCUGUUUUGUAAUUUCAGUCUCUCUGUUUAUCACAGUAUCAGCACGGCAGUCACCGAGACGCUGAAUGCAAUAGCAGAUUUACCAAAGCAAGACAAAGACUCUAACCAUGGAAGCCUGAGUUCAGAGAUGUUGCCUGUGCAGAACAGGGGACCGUGUGCAGAACUUGGCCAAAAUUUAUCAGAAUGUUUCCAGUUUCAUGCAAGAUGCCAAAAAUGUCAGGAUUACCUGUGGGAAGACUGUCCCGAUGUACCUGAACUGCACACAAAAGUAGAUGAGGCCCUCAGAUUGGUCAACGUGUCCCAUGAGCAAUAUGCCCAGAUUCUCCAGAUGACCCAGCAUCACCUGGAGGACACCACAUAUCUGAUGGAGAAGAUGAGAGAGGAAUUUGGCUGGGUGACUGAACUGGCAAACCAGACCCCAGGAACUGAGAGCACCUUCAACUCCAUAAAGGUGGUUCCAGAUGUUCAUGAAGGGAAUUUUCCCAAACAAGAUGAAACAAUGAUAGACUUGAGCAUUCUGCCUUCUCCCAAUUUCACACUCAAGAUCCCUCCUGAAGACAGUGAUGACAGUUCUAACUUCAUUAGCUACGUGCUGGCGAAAGCUGUGCAGCAUUUUAAGAAACACUUUUAAAAUUGGUAAGAAGACCUAACUCAUCGUACACCUGGCAAGUAGAAUUACCUCUUCAGGUACCUCUGAGACCUGAAAAUCCCAAAUGUAUAAAACAAUGUAAUAAAUGUAAUAUCAGGAAAACAUGUCAGUUUUAUAUUAUGAAGUACUAUUAAUUUUACGUUGAAUGACAGAUUAAUAGCUAUUCAAAUUGACUUAAAGUAGAAUACCUUUUUUAAAAAAUCGCAUGUACAUAUUACUAAAUUCUAUGGUACAUUAGUAGUUCCUUGUAUAUUAAAUAAAUAUUAAAUUGCCAAGA
Molecule: messenger RNA, 1815 nt
Organism: Felis catus (domestic cat)
Lineage: Eukaryota; Metazoa; Chordata; Mammalia; Carnivora; Felidae
Gene: CLUL1
Product: clusterin like 1
Exons: 9
Coding region: 132-1520 (462 amino acids)
Source: RefSeq, a predicted model, not a curated record